Molecule: messenger RNA, 1828 nt
Organism: Nelumbo nucifera (sacred lotus)
Lineage: Eukaryota; Viridiplantae; Streptophyta; Magnoliopsida; Proteales; Nelumbonaceae
Source: RefSeq, a predicted model, not a curated record
UAUUACUCUGGAAACAAACUUCGUCUCGCUCUUUCUCUCGCUUUCUGCAUCGUGAAUGGCGGUUUCUUCCUUCAAAUCCAGCUCGAAAGCUGAAUUACCAUAUUCUUUAGAGAGGGAAAUUGGAACUCAGGGCUUGAGAAAAAGGAUUAUCCAGCAAGGUAGUUCAUGGUUGACUCCAUUUCCCGGGGAUGAAGUCGAAGUCCAUUACAGUGGGCGGGUGGAGGGUGGUCUUGAUUUUGAUUCAAGUCGAGACAGAGGAACUCCAUUCAGAUUCAAACUUGGCCAAGGUGAGGUUAUUAAAGGAUGGGAUGAUGGGGUUGCCACCAUGAGGAAGGGUGAGAGAGCAAUCUUCACCAUUCCUCCAGAGUUGGCUUAUGGGGAGAUGGUUUCUCCCCCCAUGAUUCCUCCGAAUUCGACGCUUAUUUUUGAUGUGGAGAUGCUGUCUUGGAGCAGUGUUAGGGACUUAUCUGGUGAUGGAGGCAUAUUGAAAAAGAUAAUAAAAGAGGGUGAGGGAUGGUCGACACCCAAAGAUGCAGAUGAAGUGUUAGUUAAAUAUGAAGCCAGACUUGAGGAUGGAACUCUUAUCUCAAAGUCAGAUGACGGCAUAGAAUUUCAUUUAAGUGAUGGUUAUCUCUGCCCAGCAAUUGCCAAAGCUGUAAAAACAAUGCGAAAAGGUGAAAAGGCAGAGUUAUCAGUAAGGUUCUCAUAUGGCCUUGAACAUGGAAAUGGUGUUACCAAAAGUGAUUGUAGUUUCCCACCAAAGUCCAAUUUAUCUGUUCAUCUUGAGCUUGUAUCAUGGAAGAGUGUCAUUGAUGUCACAGAUGAUAAGAAAGUAAAGAAAAAAGUUAUCAAAGUAGGUGAAGGUUAUGAUCGCCCCAGUGAAGGAUCACUGGCUAAAGUGGUAUACACUGGCAAGCUUGAAGAUGGAACCAUUUUUGAGAGUAAAGGAUCUGAAGAGCCUUUUGAACUUAUGUGUUUUGAAGGGAAAAUUCAUGAGGGCCUAGACAGGGCAAUCACGACCAUGAAGAAAGGUGAAAAGGCUCUGGUUACCAUUAGUCCAGACUAUGGAUUUGACAAUGCAGUCUCCAAAGAUUUCCCUAAAAGUGCAACUCUUCUUUACGAAGUGGAGCUAAUUAGUUUCACCAAGGAAAAACCAUUCUGGAAGAUGGAAACAGCAGAGAAGAUUGAGACCUGUGAAAGGAAGAAGGAAGAUGGAAAUAUGCUUUUUAAGAAUGGGAAGUUUUUGUUUGCCUCAAAGAAAUAUGAAAAGGAAAUCAUUUUUUACUAUUUGCAGGCUGUUAAAUACAUUGAAUUUGAUCACUCGUUCACAGAUGAAGAAAAAAGCCAGGCAAAUGCAUUAAGAAUAUCAUGCAAUUUGAAUAAUGCAGCUUGUAAACUUAAGCUUGGAGAGUAUGUUGAAGCUGCAGGACUGUGCACCAAGGUCUUGGAACUAGACCCCUUUAAUGUUAAGGCCCUGUAUAGAAGAUCUCAGUCAUAUAUAAGAACUUCUGAUUUGGAAAAAGCUGAAAUUGACAUCAAGAAAGCUCUUACAGUAGAUCCAAAUAACAGAGACGUGAAACUCGAGUACAAGAAGUUGAAGGACAAGGCAAAGGAGUACGCUAAAUAUCAGGCUGAGAUUUUUGGAACCAUGUUUUCAAGGAUGGCUCAAUUAGAGACCUAGCCCAAGAUAUUCUCACAGAACUAAUACUUGGAUUCUAGAUAGAAAAUUUUCAUGUACUGAUAUUCUUUUUUGAUAUUUAAUUGUUGCAGCCCAAUACUAUGUAUUACUGUCAAUGAUAGGUAAAACUAUGUCCACUGUCAAUAGAGA